Messenger RNA from Parnassius mnemosyne (clouded apollo), 1950 nucleotides. NCBI's taxonomy places the organism in Eukaryota, Metazoa, Arthropoda, Insecta, Lepidoptera, Papilionidae. The record is from the annotation of a GenBank genome assembly.
AUGGAAGGUUUUUGUAGGGGUUGUUUGGUUCAAUACAAUGAUCCAACCGAAUUGUUACACUACACUGAGAAAAAUAGAAGGCUAUUUGUGUAUUCUACCGGUAUACAGGUUAAGCGCAAUGAUUCAUUUACAUUUCAGUUAUGUAAAGACUGUUAUCUCAAUAUGAAAGUGGGAUGUAAAUUUAAAAAAAUGUGCAGAAAUUCUGAUAAAAGAUUGAAACACUAUCAAGCUUUAAAAGAUGCCGGUGAAACUGUUGAUUUUUAUACUUAUAUUAAGAAUAUUGAUAAUGAUGACUCCUUAACAUUUAGGCUACCUAUGCUUGGUAAUAGCACACCGGGCACCAAACCCAAGGAUGAUGAUAAUGAAUCAACAUGCACAAGUAUACAAAACUUUAUAAGUGACAUUAUGGAAUCGGAAGAAAUACCUGCCACCGAAGCUCGCAUUAUACGCGAAGUUAUAGAGGAAGAGGCAGAUGUUUUAGACGACUCUUUAGACUCCCACUGGCUUCAAGAUGAUGUUUCAAUAGAUACAGAUUUUAAACUCGAUUUUAGUUUCAGUCCCUUUUCAACACCUAAGUAUAUAAACAAUGAUCACUGUUACACGCCAAAGAAACUAAGAGAUGAAACUUCCCAAUAUGAACAUCCACAGAAGAGUUUUGAAAGUAAAGUUCAAGAUGAAAAUGUCGAGGAAUUUGUAGAGCACAAUUUCCAAAAUGUAGACAAGACUGGGAAAAAGUGUACAAUAGACAAAAAUUUAGAAAAUGCUUUACAAAAUGAGGGAAACAAAAACUUCUUUUUAGAAGAUCUGCUCGUAACUCCUCCUUUAUAUCCAAAUGGGUCAGGACCGCCAACACCUCUAAUAACGAACAUAUUGUUUGGCGAUAAAUUAGACAGUGACUCAAAUGAUUCAAGUAUGCAUAAAGUGGGGCAAUGCAUUGAAAAAUUUGAAACUGUGCAAGGUGAUACGGAUAUUUUAGAAGAAUUUUUCACAAAAAACACAAAAGAUUUUACAAUAGACAUAGAAGAAAUUAAGGAAAAUGAAGAACCUGAACUGAGGGAAGAAUUAGUAAAAGACGUAAAUAAUGAAAAUGAAUAUAAUAUAACAAAUAUAGCAGAAAAUAAAAACAGUGAAAAAGCCGCAUUGCCAGUUGAAAACUUAUAUAACAUUACAAACUUUUACUGUAAAAUGUGUGAGAAAAAAUUUAAAAAUCUUGCUGCGCUGAAGGUGCAUUGUACGAAAAUGCACAAAUUAAAAAUUGAACAGAAAACUCCAUAUACGCGCAAAGUUCGAAUAUGCGACCAUUGCGGAAAAUCUUAUUUUAACCUAGCAGAUUUUCUAAAACAUAUCGCAGAUCACAAUAAAUCGCAAAUCCCAAAUGUAUGCAAACAUUGCUCAUUAGAAUUUAGCUCCGAAUCUAAACUUAAGAUGCAUAUGACGACACAUAAUAAAAAAUUGCACCCGGAACCUAUUGACACUAGCAAAAAGAAAUUCGUUUGCUCAAUAUGUGGCACCGCAAGUUCUUCGAUCGGUAAUUUAGAAGUACAUCAAAGGCGACAUUCGCAAAGCUAUUCAUUCCAUUGUGAAGAAUGUGGAAAAGGGUUCUACAGGAAGACUGAUCUGACUACGCAUUUGCGGCGUCACACCGGUGAGAAACCAUUUCGAUGUCAAUAUUGCUCGCGUCGAUUCGCGAGACGGGAUGUUCUCAGUGCACAUAUGAGACGUCAUACCGAUGAAAAACCAUUUCAAUGUCAAUACUGCGAACAACGUUACGCGAAGAGAUAUGAAUUUAAAAUGCAUUUUCAAAAGGUUAAAUCGUGUAUAGAAAAGCGUAACAAGUUGCUAUCAGAAGGAAAUGUACCUGCCAAUAGUGUGUCGGUAUAUUAUGCAACCGUAGUAGGUACAGAUAUAUUAUUAGAUGAUUUGCAAGAUGAACCAAAUGUACCAACUUAA